AAAAUAUUCAUUUGUAUUAAAUUCAUAGACCUAAUAAGAAAAUGGCACAUUCUUGUUUUGCAAACGGUUGCAAAUCUAAAUACAGCAAAGAAACAAAUAUUAGGAAAAUUGCAAUUUUCAACCAGAGGUCUAGUGCAGGAGUUGUGCAGUUCGUGAAGUUUGACAAUGUCAUUAUCGACGUGGAAAUGAUCGACAAAGAUCCACAGGUGCGGCGUAAGACAUCGUUGAACUAUCCCACUUAUGAAGCUAAAGAUAAUUCACCAUCUGAAUCGCAGAGACCACAUUUUCCAUUGGUGUUUGCGACACUGUUCCAAAUUUCAUCUUUAUGGACAACAUCUUUACUUCACAUCAUACUUCUCGUGUUUUCUAUAUUUCCCCUUGUUUUAAUUAAUUAAAAAUAAAAAAAACCAUGUCUCCAAAAGCAAUGUCUUUUGUAUAAAAUGUGCUGAAAGAUGGACUGUCAAUUGGAAUU
Molecule: messenger RNA, 472 nt
Organism: Adelges cooleyi (spruce gall adelgid)
Lineage: Eukaryota; Metazoa; Arthropoda; Insecta; Hemiptera; Adelgidae
Exons: 3
Coding region: 42-395 (117 amino acids)
Source: RefSeq, a predicted model, not a curated record